Messenger RNA from Ricinus communis (castor bean), 1553 nucleotides. RefSeq lists its product as uncharacterized. Lineage: Eukaryota; Viridiplantae; Streptophyta; Magnoliopsida; Malpighiales; Euphorbiaceae. The record is from RefSeq and is a predicted model, not a curated record. The coding region runs from base 96 to 1349 and encodes 417 amino acids. The transcript is spliced from 2 exons.
CUCCUGCAGUUCCAAUCAUUCAAUCAUCUCAUCAGUGCUUGAGAAUCAUUCGAAAAGGAAGUGAAUAAUUACAUUGAUUAUUUCUAUAGAGCAAAAUGGCUAAAGUAAGGUCAUGGAUUUGGGUGGCUUUCUUUGUUGUAUUACUUGUAGCUGAGGCUACCAUUGUCCAAGGUGCAGGAAAUGGUAAUGGGAAUGGUAACAAUGGCAAUAAUAAUGGAAAUGGAAAUAUAGGUGACUACAAUGGCAAUGGCAACAAUGGCAAUGAUAACGGCAAUGGCAACGCAGGCGAUAGCAAUGGCAAUGGCAACAAUGGCAAUGGCAACGGCAACGGCAAUGGCAAUGGCAAUGGCAGCAAUGGCAACGGCAACAAUGGCAAUGGAAACGGCAACGGCAACGGCAAUGGAAAUGGCAAUAAUGGAAAGAAAAAAGAUAAAAGUGAGGACUUCGAUGAGGCCGAGCCUCUAAAGACAGGACAGGAAAGAGCUCGUUGCAAAGCGAAGGGAGCUUGUUACAAGAAGACACUCGAGUGUCCAGCACAGUGCCCCAACAAGAAGCCCCAUAAGAACAAGAAACAGAAAGGGUGCCAUGUUGACUGCAGCAGCAAGUGUGAGGCCACUUGCAAGUGGAGAAAACCAAACUGCAAUGGAUAUGGCUCUCUCUGCUAUGAUCCUAGGUUUGUUGGUGGUGAUGGGGUGAUGUUCUACUUCCAUGGAGCAAAAGGAGGAAACUUUGCAGUUGUAUCAGAUAACAACCUUCAAAUCAAUGCCCACUUCAUUGGAACUAGACCUCAAGGAAGGACUAGAGACUUCACAUGGGUGCAAGCACUUUCUGUCAUGUUCGAUACUCACAAUCUUGUCAUUGCUGCCAAGAAAGUAUCAACCUGGAAUGAUAACAUUGACGCCCUGAUAGUGAAAUGGGAUGGCGAAGCAAUCAGCAUUCCUACUGAUGGACAAGCUGAAUGGGGAGUCAAUGGAGAAGAAAGAGAGGUUGUCGUAGAGAGAACUGAUGAUACUAAUAGUUUGCGUCUCAGAGUUGCUGGUCUAGUAGAAAUUGACAUAAAAGUCAGGCCAAUUGGUAAACAAGAAAAUCUUGUUCAUAACUAUCAAUUACCUGAUGACGAUGCUUUUGCCCAUCUGGAGACACAGUUCAAGUUCAAGAACUUAUCUGAUCUUGUGGAGGGAAUUUUGGGCAAGACUUACAGGCCAGACUAUGUCAGUCCUGUCAAAACUGGUGUGCCUAUGCCAAUGAUGGGUGGUGAAGAUAAGUACCAAACUCCAUCUCUCCUGUCACCUCUUUGCAAAGCAUGCAGGUUUCAGCAAAGUCAAUCUACUGGGAUCGCAACAAUCUAAUGAAGGACUCUUAUUACCUUAAUUAUGAACUUACUGUCGAAAAUAAAAUAAAUACACAUAAAUAAAACAUAAUUCUUUUGUAUACAAACCGAGCAUAAAAAUGCUUGUGCAUAUGAAGAAAUACUUGUUUUGAUUUGUUAAGAGGUUCAUAUUUUGUUCAAUACAAAAAUAAGGGCUGUCAGAAUAAUUUGCCCAUUUUAUGCA